CACAACUUAUGAAAGUAACUAGUCUCUUACUUCCUUCCUUCUUCGUCUUUACGAUUUGAUCCUUUUCUUAUUAGCUCGAAAUUGACAAAUUCUUUUUGGAUAUGGCAGCAGCGUCAUCUAUUGCUCUCUUCCACAAACCAACCUGCAGUUUCUAUUUGGGCCCUUUCUCUGCUCCCGCUCGAUAUCGAAGUUGGAGCUCAAUAUUCCAUUUGAAUCGGAGGAGACUCUUCUCUUUCUCUGCUCCUCCUAAAACUAUGGCCGAUUUAGUCAAAACCCAUGCUUGGAGAGACGGCGGAAAUAUUGACGGGGAAGAACGGUUUCAGGCCUUCGAGCAAGAGGCUUUUAUGAAGAAUAGUCCCUCCAACGAUUUGGUCUCCGAUGCUGGCGGUGGGAUCAACGCCGUCGCUAAUCGUCUGAGCAAAUGGGUGUUAGCUGCUCUGUUUGGAUCGGUUCUGCUUCUACGACAUGAUGGUGCAGCCUUGUGGGCUGUCAUUGGCUCCGUUUCCAAUUCCGCGCUUUCCGUAGCUCUCAAACGCAUCCUUAACCAAGAGAGACCUGUUGCAACUCUGCGUUCUGACCCUGGGAUGCCUUCUUCUCAUGCUCAGUCCAUUUCUUUCAUCUCUCUCUUUACCCUCUUCUCUGUUAUGGAGUGGCUUGGAACCAACGAACUCUCUCUUUUCCUUAGCGGCCUCAUCGUUGCGUUGGCUUCUUACUUUACAUGGUUAAGGGUCUCCCAGAAGCUUCACACGGCCAGUCAAGUGGUGGUGGGUGCAAUCGUGGGCUCUGUUUACUCCACCUUGUGGUACAUAACGUGGAACUCACUUGUUCUGGAAGCUUUCGCCUCAUCAUUCUCUGUACAAGUAGCUGUAUUUACAGCUGCUGCUGCAUCUGCUCUGGGUUUUGCAGUUUAUGUGCUACUUAACUGGUUCAAAGAUGACAGAUGACAAAGAAAAUAUAAUAAUUCGAGGGUUAUAAAACUAUUCCUUUGUUUCCCAUUUCACUCGUACUGUUUGAGCUGUCUAGCAAUCAACAUUACCACUCUGUGUUCUGUUU
Brassica oleracea var. oleracea is the source of this 1053-nucleotide messenger RNA. Its product is annotated as lipid phosphate phosphatase epsilon 2, chloroplastic-like. Gene Ontology annotation, biological process: protein N-linked glycosylation; lipid biosynthetic process. NCBI's taxonomy places the organism in Eukaryota, Viridiplantae, Streptophyta, Magnoliopsida, Brassicales, Brassicaceae. Gene Ontology annotation, molecular function: dolichyldiphosphatase activity. Gene Ontology annotation, cellular component: intracellular membrane-bounded organelle; endoplasmic reticulum membrane. Bases 102 to 944 code for a protein of 280 amino acids. The record is from RefSeq and is a predicted model, not a curated record. The transcript has 5 exons.